AUGUCACGCGCGUCACGCGUCGCGCCAGCGACGGUGACGUACAUCUCCUAUCUGCCCGGCGACGACGAUCCUUUGGACGAGCGCGCUACGGAGGCGUGUCAAGCGCUAGUGGACGCCCUCGAUAGUGCGCUGCGAAAGACGAGUGAAGCGUUUUGGGCGCACGUGCAGAGAAACGGACGAGGGCUCGGGAGGAGUCUGGACACGUACUUGCAGUUUAAAACGCGGCCAUUCGAAACUCGAGGUCGGGGGGCCGAACCGUCGACUUCAGUUACGGAGGACGAGUUGGGAAGGAAGGUCUUCCUCACGAUGCUCAGACUGGUGAAUGACGGCGCUCGAGAGCGAAGCUGCUUAACUCUCGAAGAGCGGAGGCAGGCGGUUUUAAAGCAUAACCUGAUCGACGUACCGAAAUUGAUUGACUUGACGGUGAUUUAUGGAAGCGAUAACAGGGAUCUAGUGCACGAAGUGCUAGAAAAUGCUGUGAAACUGUUGCCGACUCUCGAAGACGAUUUUGGGCGCACUGGAUUGAUGAUCGAAAAGAACUUGAAAGAUAUGGCAGCGCGAGUGACUCCUGCGGCUGAAGCUAACGAGCUCCCACCAGACGGGUUGAGUGAAUCGCUGUCAUACUUUCACGACGUUGCUAUUUCACUUGUUUCACUCGUCACCGUGUAUCCAGAAGCCGCAGAAUGGUUGCGUCGUGAUGGGAAUCUGACAGGUGCGCUCGAAAAGAUCCGAAGUAUGGUACUUUCUAGCUUCCAGUCCAUGGCAACUUGCGAUAGUGAUAGUUUAGAUACGGUGAGAGGUUCUUUAGGCGCGGCAAUUUCCUUUCUGAGAAGUGCAGAUGGAGGAGGAGGAGGAGGAGGAGGAGGAGGAGGAGAUGGAGAACCCGUGGAUGCAGAGCGCGAUAAGUACGUAGGACUGGCUCCAGUGGUCGUGAACACGAUUGAAUCUGUUAGAAUCAUCCUACCCGAUGUCGGCAUUGGGUUUCUUAAGGCAUGCGUAGACCAUUUUGGUCCCAACGCUGAGUCAAUUGUGCAGCAUUUGUUUGAGGAGUCGCUUCCGCCUGAUUUGCGGUCGCUUGAUAGACAGCUGGGAUGGCCGCCACCCGCGUCAAAGUUGACCUGGCGGAGUCGUCCUCAGCCCAGUAUACCCGUUGGCAAGAGAUUGAACAAGGAAGCUGACCUCGAACUUUCAGUGGAAGAUAAGAAGCGAGUGCUGAAGGCAGCGCGCAAUUUGGAAUACGAGGAUGAAUACGAUGAUUCAUUCGACGAUCUCCCAGUGCAAGUAGCGAACGUCACGCUCGGUACGGACGAAUUAGAAGAUGGAGACGGUCGCAAAGAACGUGCAAACGCAUCGAAGCGUGUCUUCUAUGUGGCCGACGGCAAAGUCUAUCACUCCCACAAAGCCGGCGCCGAGAAAAUCUUCGCGCAUAGCGCAGAGGAAGCGUCAACGAUCGCCCUGGCCCAAGAAAAAACGAAAAGAAACGAGAUAGAAGGACUCGGUGCGGGUGGAAAUAAGUCACGGUUCGAUUCAGCAUUCACCCCGAGCACAAGCGCGGUACCUUUCACGCCAAGGGGAUUGUCGACAAGUGCUUCGGCCAAAGAACAACCCAGGGCAAACGGGGGUGCCGGUCGCGGAGGAAGAGGGUCUGGCGGACGACAAACGAGAGGACUGACUGCAAAAGAUUUUACACACAAGCAUCACAAUCAAAAAGCAAAAGCAGCUAAGAAGGCGGCGUUGUAA
Messenger RNA from Ostreococcus lucimarinus CCE9901, 1740 nucleotides. RefSeq lists its product with no specific name. NCBI's taxonomy places the organism in Eukaryota, Viridiplantae, Chlorophyta, Mamiellophyceae, Mamiellales, Bathycoccaceae. Bases 1 to 1740 code for a protein of 579 amino acids. The record is from RefSeq and is a predicted model, not a curated record. The transcript has a single exon. Gene Ontology annotation, molecular function: ubiquitin binding.